AAACUAACACUGAUGGCGUGUGUCUGCAUGGUAAACGAUUCCAGAUCAGCCUGGACUUUAGUUUAUGACAGUGACAUGGGUGUCAGAGUUUCUCCUCCCUCAGACACACACACAGAGACCGAGCACGCAAGAGGAGUGAGCAAUGAUGCUCCUGUAACACUUCGUGAAAUACAGUUCACUUGCUGAAGAAGAGAGAUAGUUAUUACAGCCAUGUCACGAUAUCACAAAGCAGCCAUUGAUGGCUAUUUGGAGCUACUGAAAGAAGCCACAAGAAAAGACCUGAACACGCCGGAUGAGGACGGCAUGACACCCACUCUCUGGGCCGCGUACCACGGACACAUUGAGGCUCUUCAGCUGAUCUGUAGCAGAGGGGGGGAUCCGAACAAAAGUGACAUCUGGGGGAACACACCUCUGCAUCACGCCUCUGCAAACGGACACAUGCAGAUCGUCAGCUUCUUAGUGAACUUUGGAGCCAACCUCUUCGCUCUGGACAAUGAUUUCCACACUCCCAUGGACGUGGCUGCCUCUCGAGACCACAUGGACAGCGUCCGAUUCCUGGACACUGCGGCUGCGCAACAGACAGCCCAGAACGCCAAAAGGGUUGCCCGUCUGAAAGAUCAGGCCACUAAAGAUGCCGAGCGCAGAGUGAAGCAGUGCGAACGGGUACAGAAGAAACAUCAGAGUAAGAUGGACAAGAUGUCUCGCGGCGGCUCGGUCUCGGAGGGAAGUUCCUUUUCCGGCACGGGUACCUUGAGCAGCAUGAACAGCGAUCAGUUCUCCAAACUCAUUGCCGCGGACGCCAAUGGAUCGGUCUCUUCAACGAUCAAGGGAACCCUCCAGCGCAAAUUUGGGAAGAAGGACAAAGGGACAGUGAGUAGACAAGGGGACGGCAAUGUCAUUUUUGUCAAACAAGACAUCGGCUCGCAAGAGAAACCUGGUUUUGUUGACGUCUUCAAUGAGCAGGAUGAAAUUCAGGAUGAUGAUGAUGACGAUGCCGAGCGAGGAUUGGAUGACGAGGGGCCCAGUCAGGUGAAGUCUAUUUUCGAAAGGCCUGGUCUUGGGAAAAUGGUGUUCCGUAGGAACUUCUCCAUGGAAAUGGCCAUGGACACUGAAGACCUCCCCAUUGGUAACACAGAAGACCUUGGGUUCCUCGUCCGUCAAGAGUUGUUGGAAACUGUGGAUGAAGGGCUGGAGGGAUUUGACAAGGAUUCAGAACUGCCUUGGAAUGAAGAGGAGAUUGGUCUGGAUGAGGAAGAGGAGACCUCACACUUGGAUUCGUUCUUGGCGUCGAUCGGCCUGUUGGAUUUCGGUCCUGUGUUCACCCGUGAACACUUGGAUCUUGAAGCCCUGAUGCUCUGCUCAGAUGAUGAUCUCAAAGGCAUCCGCAUCCAGCUAGGGCCACGCAAAAAGAUCCUGGAAGCGUCGGCUCGCAGGAAAGUUGCGCUGGAGCAGCCUGGCGUUAUGAAGGACACCUUCCUUUAAUAACACGUUGCACUCAGUUCUGCUAAACACAAACAUUUACAGUUUCUCUCAGCUGACAUUACUUUACCAUCAUGUAGGUGUUAUUUGAUAGCUGGCUUUCUGUGAUUUCAAUGAUUUUACACAUUAAAAUGUCCUUCAUGUAGACCAAUAAGUUUAAACUCUCACACAAACAUUUGGCUUCAGCUAUGAUUUUUUGAAAAUCAACCCUUUUUUUUGAAGAAUAUGUUGAUUUCUGCUGCUUUUUCAUCUCUGAAAAAAAGAACACAUGUCUAAAUAAAUAUAACACUGUUCAUUUCUAAA
Messenger RNA from Pimephales promelas (fathead minnow), 1782 nucleotides. It is a transcript of the gene anks4b, whose product is annotated as ankyrin repeat and sterile alpha motif domain containing 4B. NCBI's taxonomy places the organism in Eukaryota, Metazoa, Chordata, Actinopteri, Cypriniformes, Leuciscidae. Gene Ontology annotation, molecular function: protein binding. The record is from RefSeq and is a predicted model, not a curated record.